This is a messenger RNA of Penicillium diatomitis, 1209 nucleotides long. Its product is annotated as phosphotransferase family protein. The coding region runs from base 1 to 1209 and encodes 402 amino acids. The record is from RefSeq and is a predicted model, not a curated record. Lineage: Eukaryota; Fungi; Ascomycota; Eurotiomycetes; Eurotiales; Aspergillaceae. The transcript has 3 exons.
AUGUCUGACGACGGCGUCUUCGCAGGCUAUCGAUGGUCCUAUUUUACUUCACUCGCAGAUGAAGCACUCCGUUCAAGUGUCCAGAGCUUUAUCGAAUCAGUAAAGUGGGAAGCGCUCAUUGAAUUCGCGGCCAGUUUGCGGAACGGAAAAGGGUGCAAACUGCUUUCAGACAUCGGCCUUGGAUUCAACCAUGUGGUCCGGAUCAUUGAAUUUGACGAUAAUGUGCGUUGGAUCGCUCGGUUGCGAAUGCAACAUCGAUCGGGCAACCAAGCCAGAACUACCAUUACGAAGCACAUUAUGAGCAACGAAUACAACACGAUUCUGCUAGUCAAGCAGAAGACAAAUAUUCUGGUUCCCAGGGUUCAUGCCGCGGAGCUUAAUCCCGAGAACGCAGUGAACGCACAAUUUAUGUUAAUAGACUGCUUGAGGGGCAAUGUCGGCAUAGAUCUUGGCAUGGAGAUCCCGGAUGGCCACAAAAACCACGUCUUUGGGAAAAUGGCGGAAAUUCAGAUUGAGCUGUCGAGGGUGCAGCUACCAAAAAUUGGAACUAUUCUCCGCAGGAACAAUGACGGUUCAUUCGAACAAGGGCCUAUACCGGGUAUAGGCGGCCCAUUUGCAACAGCCACUGAAUUCUUCCAGAAGUGGGCAGAAACAGUUGAGUUCGGACUAUCCAGUGCAAAGCUCAAAGAAGCAGCGGGCGAAUUUGCAGACGAGCUCUCUUUCUCUGCGUCUUCCUUCAGAUCCUCAGUCCGAGCUUUCGCUAGCAAACUUUCCGUUCAGGAUAAGGGCCCCUUUCCAUUGUGCCACGGUGAUUUUGGUCAUAAUAACAUGGUUUUCGAUGACAACUAUAAUUUGUUGGGUGUUAUUGACUGGGAAGCUGCUUUUGCGGGGCCGUGGGAAAUUUUUGGCGAGUUUCCAUUAACUUUGUCGGUAGUCCCGCCUGAUAUGGAUGCACCUUGGAAUUACGACGAGAACGGGGUCCCAAAGGAUGCAGAAAGCGUACGAAGGCAUGUUGACAGACAAAAGUAUAUCACUGCGGUGAUAGAGAAGGAGGGAGAGAUGAAUCUGCCUGAAGGAUACCGUCUUUCAAUGGCAUUACAAGAUUCUCGCAGGCAAGACUUAGCGACUGCUAUGAGAUUGUAUGAAAGGGGAAAGCCUGGUUGGUACGCCAGAGUGAUUGAGAAAUUCGACGUAGAUUGCUCCUGCUGA